Messenger RNA from Glycine soja, 1682 nucleotides. Its product is annotated as polyprenol reductase 2-like. Gene Ontology annotation, cellular component: endoplasmic reticulum. The transcript has 6 exons. The record is from RefSeq and is a predicted model, not a curated record. NCBI's taxonomy places the organism in Eukaryota, Viridiplantae, Streptophyta, Magnoliopsida, Fabales, Fabaceae. Gene Ontology annotation, molecular function: 3-oxo-5-alpha-steroid 4-dehydrogenase activity. The coding region runs from base 413 to 1441 and encodes 342 amino acids. Gene Ontology annotation, biological process: dolichol-linked oligosaccharide biosynthetic process; polyprenol catabolic process.
GAUUGGUUUCAUGUGCUAAAAAAUGAAAAUUUUAGGAGAGUCGUGUCAAGCAUUGGGAGCCUUGGGCGAUGAGUUUUCAGUCACCGUUCUGAUGGGUUGGGGUUGGUGAGUUGCGUCAAUGUUUAUCCAAAUGAACACAAAUAAGAAACGACCCAAGCUUCAAUCUGUGUCCUUUCAUUGCCUUUGCUUUCCACAUACAUAUAGCAAUUGUUAAAUUAUCAAUCAUCGUCACUCUUUUUUAACAACGGGAAUGAAGAUCAGAUGAAAUGAAAGAUUUAACAUUGUAGCCAGAUCCCUAACCCCUCCCUUUACGCACCCAAACGUUUUUGUUAAUUCCCCCCAACCCAACGACACGCUUCGUAUCUCUCUCUCUCUCUUUCCCGCACUUCAAUAAAUCCACCACCCAGAAACCAUGGUUUUUCUUUUUCAUAAUCAACCGAUGGAGGUGGUUCUCGUUCAAAUGCUGAGGCUGGCAUGGGUCGCUGCCACGUUACCCAUCAUCGUCGCUUCUAUUCCCACUCCCAAGCUCAACUGCCUCCGUGGCACCUUGCUGGGUUUUGCUCGUAGAGGCAAAAUCAUGCACUCUUCCUCCCAAAAAGUAACUAUUUCUCAGAGGUUCUUCUUGCACUUCUACGUUGUGGCUUUUAUAUGGACAACGUUGCUACUUGUUGGGACUUGGGCAUAUGCGUACAGCAUGGUGCCACUUGUUGUGGAGCCGUUUUCUUACUCUACUAUCACUAGCUUCUUGACUGGUGGUUCUACUAUUAGAACUGAUACGCAUAAAUUGAGGCAGGGAUAUGUGGCCUGGCAAGCGGUUUUUCUGCUUUUGAUGAUGGAAGUUCAUGUCCUCAGACGCCUUUAUGAGACGAUACAUGUUUUUAACUAUAGCCCUUCUGCUCGCAUGCAUGCCGUUGGUUAUCUCACUGGAUUGUUUUUCUACGUAGGAGCACCACUAUCGCUGUGUGGUGGUUGUGCAGUAGAGGUGUUUAACUUCCUAGCAAAUCUAGUGACUGAGUUCAUUGUCAAGGGCAAGAAUCAGAUGCAAGUAACAGAGUUAGAAUUCUGGCAAGUUGUGAAUCCUCUCUUCAAGCUUGGGUGGAAGCAUUGGAUUGGUGCUGCUGUUUUCUUAUGGGGUUGGAUUCAUCAACACCAGUGCCAUAAGAUUCUUGGUUCUCUACGACAUUCAAGACAAGCAGAUGAAUAUGUAAUUCCUCAUGGUGAUUGGUUUGAAAUUGUCUCCUCUCCACAUUAUCUGUCUGAAAUCGUUAUAUACGCUAGUUUUGUGGUCGCUACUGGAGGAUCCAACCUAACAAUCUGGCUGCUUUUUGUUUUUGUGGUGGCAAAUCUGUCAUUUGCAGCUGUGGAAACACAUGGCUGGUAUCGUCAGAAAUUUGAAGAUUAUCCAAGUAGUCGCUUUGCUAUAAUUCCAUUUAUUCUGUGAGAUUGUGAAGCAAUGUGUAAUUAUCACAAUUGAUCACGGCAAAGAACUUCAUUAUUUCCCAAGGUGUACUUGUUUAGAUUAAGCUAUUUUAGUUUAGAGAAUCUUAUACUUCAAAUACCUAAACCUAAAUAAUAUUUGGCUUUGUUUUUGGUGUAAAAAUCCAAACAUUCAGAGUCAGUCGUGUAUUAUUUACCCACCAAAAUAAUACCUAAAAUAGUUAUGAUUGCAUUCAUUAUGGAAA